Molecule: messenger RNA, 1143 nt
Organism: Dama dama (fallow deer)
Lineage: Eukaryota; Metazoa; Chordata; Mammalia; Artiodactyla; Cervidae
Gene: SERPINB7
Product: serpin family B member 7
Exons: 7
Coding region: 1-1143 (380 amino acids)
Biological process (GO): negative regulation of endopeptidase activity
Molecular function (GO): serine-type endopeptidase inhibitor activity
Source: RefSeq, a predicted model, not a curated record
AUGGCCUUCCUAGCUGCCGCAGACGCAGACUUUUGCUUCAACCUGUUCAGAGAGAUGGACAGCAAUCAAGGAAGUGAAAAUGUGUUCUUUUCCUCUCUGAGCCUCUUCACUGCCCUGGCCCUGGUUCGUUUGGGUGCAAGGGGUGACUGUGCUUCUCAGAUUGAUAAGGUGCUUCACUUUAAUACCUUCUCAGGACACGGGCACUCUGCUGAUACUCAGCCAGGACUCCAAUCUCAACUGAAAAGAGUUCUGUCUGAUAUAAACACAUCCCACAAGGAUUAUGAACUCAGCAUUGCCAAUGGACUUUUUGCAGAAAAAGUAUUUGAUAUUCGAAAGGACUAUAUUGAGUGUGCUAAGAAAUUAUAUAAUGCCAAAGUAGAAAGAGUUGACUUUACAAAUGAUGUGGAAGACACCAGAUAUAAAAUUAACAAAUGGAUUGAAAAUGAGACCCAUGGCAAAAUCAGGGAUGUCUUUCAUGAAGGUACCAUAGGCUCAUCUGCUGUGAUGGUGCUGGUGAACGCUGUGUACUUCAAAGGCAAGUGGGAGUCAGCCUUCACCAAGAGCCAGACACAAAAUUGCCAUUUCAGAUCCCCCAAGUGUCCUGGGAAAGCAGUGGCCAUGAUGCAUCAAGAACGGAAGUUCAAUUUGUCUGUCAUUAAAGAUCCAUCCAUGCAGGUUCUUGAGCUCAGAUAUCAUGGUGGUAUAAGCAUGUACAUAAUGCUGCCGGAUAAUGACCUAUCCCAAAUUGAAAACAAACUGACUUUUCAGAAUCUAAUGGACUGGACCAACCCAAGAAAAAUGAAAUCUCAGUAUGUCGAAGUGUUUCUACCUCAGUUCAAGAUAGAGAAGAAUUAUGAAAUCAAGCACUACUUAGAAGCCCUAGGGCUGAGAGAUAUCUUUGAUGAAUCCAGAGCUGAUCUCUCUGGUAUAGCAGCAGGAGGCCGUCUAUAUGUAUCAAAACUGAUGCACAAGUCUUACAUAGAGGUCACCGAGGAGGGCACAGAGGCCAGUGCUGUCACAGGGAGCAACAUCGUAGAAAAGCAGCUACCUGAGUCGAGUGUGUUCCGAGCUGAUCACCCAUUCCUAUUUAUAAUCAGGAAGGAUGACAUCAUCUUGUUCAGUGGCAAAGUCUCUUGCCCUUGA